Lethenteron reissneri (Far Eastern brook lamprey) is the source of this 2270-nucleotide messenger RNA. RefSeq names its product zinc finger protein OZF-like. Gene Ontology annotation, biological process: regulation of transcription by RNA polymerase II. Gene Ontology annotation, molecular function: DNA-binding transcription factor activity, RNA polymerase II-specific. Lineage: Eukaryota; Metazoa; Chordata; Hyperoartia; Petromyzontiformes; Petromyzontidae. The record is from RefSeq and is a predicted model, not a curated record. Gene Ontology annotation, cellular component: nucleus.
UGGGAGGGGAGUGUCAUCGUACCCCGCAAGUGACGUCAUGUCACCUGCUGCCGCGUGACGUCGCGAGGGACCAGGAAGUUGCCGCUCCGCCCGUGAACUGAAAUCCGAGGCCAAGCCCGCUUGAGCUGCUAUACCGCUCUUGUUUUCAGAAGCGACCUGCCCACAACUACAACAACAAGCUGUCGCUUCCUCUGCAGAAUUGGUCUGAUGGAGCAAAGGCACUCGGCGCGGCUCGGUGCAAAAAGGCAACAAUGCGACCUGCGUGCCAACAGCACAGAUCGUACUGAACAUUUGACACAGCACCAGAGAACUCACACAGCAGAGAAACCCGUCAAGUGCAGUGUGUGUGGGAAAACGUUUGCACAGUCAUCUACUCUUGUAAAACACCAGAGAACACACACGGGAGAGAAACCCUUCAAGUGCAGUGUGUGUGGGAAGGCAUUUUCACAGUUAGCUACUCUUGUAGCACACCAGAGAACACACACGGGAGAGAAACCCUUCAAGUGCAGUGUGUGUGGGAAGGCAUUUUCACAGUCAACUAAUCUUGUAGCACACCAGAGAAUACACACGGGAGAGAAACCCUUCAGGUGCAGUGUGUGUGGGAAGGCGUUUGCACAGUCAUCUGCUCUUAACAAACACCAGACAACACACACGGGAGAGAAACCCUUCAAGUGCAGUGUGUGUGGGAAGGCGUUUUCACAUUCAGCUAAUCUUGUACCACACCAGAGAACACACACGGGAGAGAAACCCUUCAGCUGCACUCUGUGCGGGAAGUCGUUUGCACUUUCACCAAAUCUUCAAAGACACCAGAGAACACACAAUGAAGAAAAGCCAUUCAAUUGCUCUGUGUGUGGGAAGUCCUUUUCACGGCCAUCACAUCUUCAGAGACACCAGAGAACACACACGGGCGAGAAGCCAUUCCUGUGCUCUGCGUGUGGGAAGGCAUUUGCACAAUUGUCAACUCUUCAAACUCAUCAGAGAACACACAUGGGCGAGAAGUCAUUCCAGUGCUCUGUGUGUGGGGAGGCAUUUGCACACUCGUCAACUCUUCAAGACCAUCAGAGAACACACACGGGCGAGAAGCCAUUCCUGUGCCCUGUGUGUGGGAAGGCAUUUGCACAAUCGUCAACUCUUCAAGACCAUCAAAGAACACACACGGGCGAGAAGCCAUUCCUGUGCCCUGUGUGUGGGAAGGCAUUUGCACACUCGGUAACUCUUCAAGACCAUCAGAGAACACACACGGGCGAGAAGCCAUUCCUGUGCUCUGUGUGUGGGGAGGCAUUUGCACAGGCAUCAACUCUUCAAAACCAUCGGAGAACACACACGGGCGACAAGCCGUUCCUGUGCUCUGUGUGUGGGAAGACAUUUGCACACUCAUCAAAACGGAAGAGGCAUCAGAAGGUCCACGAUGAUAGGAAGCUGAAAUCAAAAGCUGAAAUUCAAGGUGCUGCAAUGAGUCCUGAAGAUAAUUCCACCUUCGAUCCCAUGCAGUUGGAUCCCGAGAGAUGGCUGGAUGUAAUGGAGUGGCUCGAGGAUCGAACCGAGAGCUAGCGGUGACUGAAAUAUAAUGUUGCAUGCGGUUAUACCUAUUAAGCUGUCUUGAGUACUUUUGUGUGUAAUUCUGACCCUUUGGUUUUGCAGUUCGUUUGAGAGUUUAUUGACGUGCAGGUAGUGAUUACUUGGUGAAGUGGUGUGAUGAGCAGUGGUUGUGUGAUGGUUCAAUUCCAGACAAUAUUGUUGUGUUUAAGUCUUCCUGUUGAGCUAAAGUUGGAAUGCAUCUGUAGUUAGAUCUUUACUAAACAUUUUUUUUACGUUUUUUUUUCAAGUAUAAAGCUUUUUUUGGUUGGUAAUAAUCGACUUUAGGAUGUACAUUGAUGACGCGUUCGUUGGACUUCAACAUAGACGAACAGUGAACAAACGUGGUGAACUAAUAAGGAAAUCAUGGGGAAUUAUACUUUAACGCUUUGGUAUUCCUGGAACGGAUAUGGUUUGCAUUGUACUGUAACUGUUUGAGCAUAUGACAUAAUAAAUAUUCCAUUCGAGUUUUGACGUAAAAGUGAUUGCAGAUGAAUAAAAACGUAUUUUAACAAAUGUGUGUCCGUUUAUUUAUUUUAUAAUGUUUAUAGCAAAAACGUGUUUUAAGCGAGUUUUAGGUGGAGGAUCGUCGUCACACAAAUCUGCCCUUAACCGGCAGCAUCUUGGCUGUCUCUCCAUUAACAUGUGUCCCUGGAGGGGAAAGGUCCCCAUUAUAAAUCUAUUCGCAACGUUAC